Molecule: messenger RNA, 4769 nt
Organism: Tympanuchus pallidicinctus (lesser prairie-chicken)
Lineage: Eukaryota; Metazoa; Chordata; Aves; Galliformes; Phasianidae
Gene: SLITRK3
Product: SLIT and NTRK like family member 3
Exons: 2
Coding region: 1014-3881 (955 amino acids)
Biological process (GO): regulation of presynapse assembly; axonogenesis; positive regulation of synapse assembly
Cellular component (GO): postsynaptic density membrane; GABA-ergic synapse
Molecular function (GO): protein binding
Source: RefSeq, a predicted model, not a curated record
UUUUUUUUUCUGUAACGAUGUGCUAAAAUCUCUCCUGCAGACCGGUAAGUACGGCUUUCUGGAUCCUUUUGUCUUCGCGUAGGGUCAGAGACACCCCCUCUCCCCAAAAGGAGAUAUAAUAACCCCCUUUAUUUAUUAUUAGUAUUAGCAUUAUUAUUGCUAUUAUUAAUAUUUUAUUACAGAAGAGAAAGAACUUAAGUGGCUAUUUUUGCAGAGGAGACAGAGAGACUGAUACUGCAAUAGAGCUCUCAUCUCUCUCCCUUCUCCCCAAUUAGAUGCUGGCUUUAAUUGCAGAGGGUAUUUCUCUUUUCAUGCUUCCAACCAUCUCUUUCCCACAGGGGAGGGUUUCAUUUGCAAGUUGAUCCGAAGGAUUUCUUCUCCUUUGGCAUUUCUCUCUUCGAAACGCAUCUUUCUGCUCUUAAGUUUGGGGACGGGGGGUGGGGGGGGAGUGGGGGGGCAAAACGUUCCAGUUCUCACGCGUGGAAGGCAAAAAGGACCUUUUCUGUUGGGAGAUUAAGACUAAAAGCAGUGAUUGCUCCAAAUAAUUCCAACGGGCAUUUCAGGGAUUCAAGGAAGGCUGCAUCACCGCCGCUAUUCUCGCCGCCCUUAGCAUUUGCUCUGUGCCCAUACAUUUAAAAUAUCGGGUGGAAGGAUGGGGGAAAUGGUAUGUUGAAGGAGCUGCAUCUCAUUAGUACAGUAUUAUUUUCAUCUGAUUGGAGAAGAACGGUGCCUUCAUUCGGAAGCGCAUAUAGUAGGAUAGAUAAUUUACCGGCUGGUAAGUGCCAAGGCAUUUUCUCUUCCACUUUCAGCUUUCUAACCGGGUCUCCUGCUUGGUGCUGGGGCACAGAACAGCCUACCCCGAGGCAGGCUGAGCGCUCCAUCCUGGCUGCCUCCGAGCUGUCACUUCCCCUUAGAUCUGCUGAUCGCAUGGGCAUGUGCUUUAGCAAGAUUAAUCAUCUCUAAACGCUUUAAUCAGCUAAAAUGACUAAUAUGUGUUUUGUAAACGUCAACAAAUGAUGAAACCUUCCUCGGCAGAGACGCUUCACAAAGGAAGGAUGUGGUGGAUAAUUCUUCUAAGCACAAUUGCUCUAGCAUGGACUACACCCAUCCCCUUAAUAGAGGACUCGGAGGAACUGGAUGAGCCUUGCUUCGAUCCAUGCUACUGUGAAGUGAAGGAGAGCCUUUUCCAUAUACAUUGUGACAACAAGGGAUUUAUAAAUAUUAGUCAGAUAACAGAGUCGUGGUCGAGACCUUUUAAACUUUAUCUGCAGAGGAAUUCCAUGAGGAAAUUGUACACCAACAGUUUUCUUCACUUAAACAACGCUGUGUCCAUUAACCUCGGGAACAAUGCACUGCAGGACAUUCAGACGGGGGCUUUUAACGGGCUCCGGGUCCUGAAGAGGUUGUAUUUGCACGAGAACAAAUUGGACAUUUUCAGAAACGACACUUUCCUGGGUUUGGAAAGUCUGGAAUAUCUGCAGGCAGAUUACAAUGUCAUUAAGCGGAUUGAAAGCGGGGCUUUUCGAAACCUAAGUAAAUUGAGGGUCCUUAUCCUAAAUGACAAUCUCAUCCCCAUGCUUCCCACCAACCUAUUUAAGUCCGUGUCCUUAACCCACUUGGACUUGCGCGGGAACAGGUUGAAAGUGCUCUCGUACCGCGGGAUGUUGGACCACAUUGGCAGGAGCCUGAUGGAGAUUCAGCUGGAGGAGAACCCGUGGAACUGCACGUGUGAGAUCGUGCAGCUGAAGAGCUGGCUGGAGCGCAUCCCCUACACCGCCUUGGUAGGGGACAUCACCUGCGAGACCCCCUUCCACUUCCACGGCAAGGACCUGCGGGAGAUCAAGCGGAGCAAGCUGUGCCCCAUGCUGUCCGACUCCGAGGUGGAAGCCAGCCUGGGCAUCCCCCAGCUGUCCUCCAGCAAGGAGAACGCGUGGCCUACCAAGCCCUCCUCCAUGCUGUCCUCCUUCCAUUUCACCGCUUCCUCGGUUGAGUACAAAACCUCCAACAAGCAGCCCAAGCCCACCAAGCAGCCCCGGGUGCCCCGGCCUCCUCCGACGCCCCGUGGGCUGUACCCUGGGCCCAACCAGCCGCCCGUGGCCGCCUACCAGACCCGGCCUCCCAUCCCCAUCAUCUGCCCCACGGGCUGCUCCUGCAGCUUGCACAUCAACGACCUGGGCCUGACGGUCAACUGCAAGGAGAGAGGCUUCCACAACAUCUCUGAGCUCCUGCCCAGGCCCCUGAACGCCAAGAAGCUGUACCUGAGCGGGAAUUUGAUACAGAAAAUCUACCGCUCCGAUUUCUGGAAUUUUUCCUCUUUGGAUCUCUUACACCUGGGGAACAACCGCAUUUCCUAUGUGCAGGACGGGGCUUUUAUCAACCUGCCCAAUCUCAAGAGCCUCUACCUGAACGGCAACGACAUCGAGCGGCUCACCCCGGGCAUGUUCCGGGGCCUGCAGAGCUUGCAUUACCUGUACUUCGAGUACAACCUGAUCAGGGAAAUCCAGCCGGCGGCCUUCAGCCUCAUGCCCAACCUGAAGCUGCUCUUCCUCAACGACAACCUGCUGCGCACUCUGCCCACCGACGCCUUUGCCGGCACCUCGCUGGCCCGGCUCAACCUCCGCAACAACCACUUCUUGGCGCUGCCGGUGGCCGGGGUGCUGGAGCACCUGCACGCCAUCGUGCAGAUCGACCUGAAGCUCAACCCCUGGGACUGCACCUGCGAGCUGGUGCCUCUCAAGCAGUGGCUGGAGGCCCUCAGCUCGGUCAGCGUGGUGGGCGAGGUGCUGUGCGCCAGCCCCGAGCGCUUGGCCCGACGCGACCUCCGCGCCCUGGAGCUGGCCGCGCUCUGCCCCGCCGCCCUCCGCCCCGCCGCCGCCGCCGCCGCUUCGCCCCCCGCCGCCGCCGCCCCUCCGCCGCCCGCCGCCACCGGCGCCGCCGCCUACGAGCUGCCCCCGCCCGGCGCCGCCGUGCCACUCUCCGUCCUCAUCCUCAGCCUCCUCGUCCUCUUUUUCUCCGCCGUGCUGGUGGCCGCCGGGCUCUUCGCUUUCGUGCUCCGCCGCCGCCGGCGGAAGCUGCCGUUCCGCGGCCCGCGGGCGGAGGCGGCCGACCUGGGCGGAGUGCCGCUGCGCUGCCCGCGGCUCUGCGAGGAGGGCGGCGGCGGCGGCGGCGGCGGCGGCGGCGGGGGCGGCGGAGGGGAGCGCUCCCCGGAGAAGGCGCCCCCGGCGGGCCACGUCUACGACUACAUCCCGCACCCGGUGACCCAGAUGUGCAACAACCCCAUCUACAAGCCGCGGGAGGAGGAGGAGGAGGCGGCGGGGGGAGGCGGCGGCGGCGGGGAGGCGGCCGAGCUGCUGCGGGGCGGCGGCGAGCGCUUCUCCCACGCUGCCGCCGCCGGAGCCGCGCAGGAACCGGGCACCAACUACCGCACUUUGCUGGAGAAGGAGCAGGAGUGGAGCCUGGCCGUGUCCAGCUCGCAGCUCAACACCAUCGUCGCCGUCCAUCCCCAGCACCCCGCGGGCGGAGGGCUGGCGGCGGUCCCCGGAGCUCCCGGGGGAGCGGGGGCGGGGGGAUGCGGCGGAGGCGGCGGCGGCGGCGGCGGGGGGGCCCCGCGGGACCGCGAGCGGCCGCCGUGCGCCGUGGGCUUCGUGGACUGCCUGUACGGCACCGUGCCCAAGCUGAAGGAACUGCACGUGCACCCCCCUGGCAUGCAAUACCCGGACCUGCAGCAAGACGCCAGGCUCAAAGAAACCCUUCUCUUCGCGGCCGGAAAGGGCUUCUCAGACCACCAAACCCCCACAAGCGAAUACCUCGAGUUAAGGGCCAAACUCCAAACCAAGCCGGAUUACCUCGAAGUCCUGGAGAAGACCACGUACCGGUUCUGAGCCGCCCCGCCGCCCGCCCGGCCCCGCCGCAUGCGAUCGAGGAUCCAGCUGUGCUCCCCCCGCCAGAAGUGCAGCGGGGGGGGGCCGUUCUCAGAUCAUUAAUCGACAAAGUGCCUUCGCAGACUUUUGCCAGCAGAUGUUAAUCAAUCAUUAUUUUUUUAUACUGAAACUGAGACUUUGACUGUGCCAUGUCUAAGGUAUAUUAUUAUUAUUAUUAUUAUUAUCGGGGAUCUUUGUACUGAUCCUGAUUAAGUAAAUGCCAUGUGUCUCUCUUUUUUUUUUUUCAUUUUUUUUUCCCCCUUUUAUUUUUGUUUUGCAGUAACUCCCUCUAUAUUUUCCCUCGGAGGGGAGGAGGGGGGGGGGAGGGAUGGAAGAUGGCAUUUCGUGGCUUGCUUCCUUCUUGCCCAUCAUGGCACAGAUUCUGUACAUUUAUUUAAGCAAGCAAGCAAACAAACAAACAAACAAAAAUUGCAAAGAAGCAAACGAGCGCAGUUUGCUGCAUGCCUGGAAACUGCAAGAGGGAAGGGAGGGGAGGGUCUUGCUCGAAUGUCUCACUCGUGUCUCUCUCCCUCGCACACACACACAGACACACACACACCCUCACCACCACCCUGCUGCCCCCUACGGGAUCACUCCCCCCCCCCCCAACGGUGCGGGGCCGCAGCCCUGGGUUGUCCCCACGUGGCCCACCCACCCCUCGAGGAUGCGCGGUGACGCUUCGUCGUGACACCAUGGUUUGUUUGGGUUUUUUUUUUUGUUCUUUUUUUGUUCUUUUUUGUUUUUUUUUUUGAGGACAUCCGCACUUUUCCUACUAAAAGCAACACGCGAACAUAUAGAAAAAAAAGGAGGAAAAAGAAAAAAAAAAAAAAAGAAAAAAAAAAAAAACAG